Messenger RNA from Ochlerotatus camptorhynchus, 4116 nucleotides. RefSeq lists its product as uncharacterized. Bases 1 to 4116 code for a protein of 1371 amino acids. Lineage: Eukaryota; Metazoa; Arthropoda; Insecta; Diptera; Culicidae. The record is from RefSeq and is a predicted model, not a curated record. The transcript is spliced from 4 exons. Gene Ontology annotation, molecular function: zinc ion binding; nucleic acid binding.
AUGAAGAAAGCCGUUCUGCUAUUGACAAUCAUCAACUUGCUUUCGAUUCCGGCCGAUGCUUUGAUAGUUUGCCCCAAGUUCCAUCAGAACAAGGAUUUCAUCGGCAGGCUCUGUGUUUCCAUGACUUACUUCAAGUGGGUCACCGGCGAAGCCACACAAUGCUCCUCACUGUCGGUAGCAUGCUACAAUACAACUGUAUCGCCCUCGUUGCUCGAUUGCUAUGACUCCGCUAAGCAUGUAUGGCUUGAGAUUGAAGCUGAUGCAGAACAAGUCUUCGCCAUCAACCACACUAGCGUUACCAUCUGCCAAUCUCCGGUUAAGGUGUUCCGUUGCAAAGUAACCGGUGACGGUUCCACGCUGAGCAUGAGCUUCAACAUUCCAAUCGCAGCUUUGGAUGAUCCCAUCGAAGAACAGAUGGCCCUAGUGGUCAACAAGGAUCGAACGGUGGACUGCGAAUGCGACAAGUAUCGAGCCUUGCUCAGGAAUCCAGGGAAACAGUGCCUAGGCGUUGGCAAGAAUCAGCCAGACAAGGAGACCCAGCAGAAGGAAAACAAGAACGCCAUCAUUGAACUGGAAGAUGAUGCUUUGGAUAUUUUCGACGCUCUCCAUACCAACACGCUUGCCUUGCUUGAACUGCUCACCGAAACCAUUUCCCCUCCCGGUGCUAGAGGUGUAAAUCAAUCCGUGAUCAUCCAGCAGCAAUCACUGCGAGCUCCAGUUCCCACAUUCGACGGGAAGGUAGAGAAUUGGCCGAAAUUUCGGAUGAUGUUUGAGGAUAUUGUCGGACAGAGCGCCGAUUCGGAUGCAGUUAAGCUGCAUCAUCUCGAUAAGGCGCUAACGGGUGAUGCCUCCGGUUGGAUUACGGCAAAAAUGAUCGUUGACAACAACUUCAAGCAAACCUGGCAACAGCUCAUGAAGACAUUCAUCCGUCGUGUUGGCGGUCUCGAGUACCAGGGACUGGAAGUUGAUGAACUAUCUGGUCUCAUCCUCACGAAGAUCCUCACUUCACGAUUGGACGAUCAAACACUCCAGUUAUGGGAGAGGACACAGCAGCAUGCCAAGCUGCCCCAGUACCAAGAAACUGUGGCCUUUCUUCGAAGCGAAUGCCAGGUGUUGGAAAGGUUCCAAAACCGGCACCAGAUGACGGCAAAAGAGCCAUUUUCAAGGCAACAACAGGGUUCGAAACCAACUAACCAGAAAGCCCACGCUGCAACGACUGUGACCUCCAGCAGUUCCUGCCAGGUAUGUAGUGGCUACCAUCGCCAUUUCGAAUGCCCGAAGUUCCAUCAAAUGUCACCGGCUCAACGGAGUGAAAAAGUGAAGGAGUUAAGAAUCUGUUUCAACUGCCUUCGCCCUGGUCAUCGAGCCAUUGAUUGUUCAUCCAAAAAGACGUGCUCUCGCUGCCAGAGAAGACACCACACUCUGUUGCAUGAAGAAUCAGAUUCGAAUACAGUGGAGGUAGCACCAACCAUCCAAAAUGAAGAACCAGCUUGCCAAACCUCUUCCGAGAACCACUCGGAGUCUCAACGAGUCACCGAAACUGUUGCGUCGUGUAACCAUUCUAAAGCUGCCAAAACCGUUAUGCUCAUGACCGCUGUGGUGCGAAUCAAGGAUUCUCGUGGAUGGACAACUCCCUGCCGUGUUCUGUUGGAUAGCGGCUCGCAAGUCAACUUCCUAUCCAAGGCAAUGGCUGACCGCUUGGCCACCGAAAGACGACCUGCACAUGUACCCAUCGCUGGAAUAGGUGGGUCCAAAACCUACGCCAAGGAGAAGAUGAUGGUGAAAGUGGAGUCCAGGCAUUCCGAUUUCUGUACUACUAUCGAAUGCCUCGUAGUUCCUGAGAUAACGGGAGCGAUUCCAGCAACGAAAAUCAACGUUUCGGCGUGGCCAAUCGACACCGAUCUACUUAUGGCAGACCCCAACUUCCACACUCCUUCCGAUAUCGAUAUGCUAAUCGGUAUCUCCCAUUUUUUGCAAUUGCUAAAGACGGGCCGUAUUCAACUGAGUGAUAAGUUACCUGAACUACAAGAAACCCAUUUAGGAUGGGUAGUUGCAGGAGACAUCGACGACGUGUCAACCUCCCAGCAGUGUCUAGCUGCCCUGACGGAUCCUAUUUCUGAAGUCCUUCGCCAAUUCUGGGAGCUGGAAGAGAUCUCUGAGUCAGUAACACAACCCAGCGAGCAAGAUGAGUGCGAAAAAGUAUUCCAGUCUACCCAUCGUCGAGAUGAGACCGGCAGAUAUGAGGUGAGUUUGCCAUUCCGCGAAUCGGUGCACGAGCUAGGAGACAACCGAAACUUGGCCAUGCAUCGGUUCCUUUCGUUAGAGCGAAGAUUCAAGAAAAAUCCGGAGCUAAAGCAACAGUAUUGUCGAUUCAUCGAUGAGUAUGAAGCAUUGGGACAUUGUCAAGAGGUGAACGAAGCCGAUGAUACUCCCAAUCAACGAGUGUAUUAUCUCCCGCAUCAAGCCAUCCUACGUCCAUCGAGCUCGACAACUAAAAUUCGAGUUGUUUUCGACGCCUCUGCCAAGGCAUCCCGGUCCGAGAAGUCAUUGAACGACGUUCUUCUAGUUGGAGCAACACUGCAAAGCGACAUCUUCAGUAUCCUGUUACGUUUUCGGAAGUAUAGGAUAGUAUUCACUGCUGACGUUUCAAAAAUGUUUCGACAGAUACGCAUGGCCCUACUUCACGCGUGUUUCCAACGAAUUUUCUGGCGGUCAAGCCCGGAAGAACCCCUCCGUGUCCUGGAACUCACAACCGUUACUUACGGGACAGCUGCAGCCCCAUUCUUGGCGACCAGAUGUUUGAUACAGCUCUGUGACGAUGAAGGCGACUCAUUUCAACUCGCUGCACGAAUCAUCCGCCUAGAUUGUUACGUCGAUGAUGUCAUCUCAGGUGCGAACACCGUAGAGGAAGCCAUCGCAAGUCAAACCCAAAUUCAACAGCUACUUGAACGAGGUGGAUUCCCGGUCCACAAAUGGAGUUCUAACACAACAGAAGUUCUAGAAAACGUUCCAGAAGCCGACCGUGAGAAAUUAGUACGUCUGGACAACACCUCAAUCGACGUUAUGAAGACAUUGGGAUUGAUCUGGAGCCCACAACGAGAUGAAUUUGUGUUCAGCACCAAUCAAACCGAUCGAGAAGCAAGCCAUCCUACGAAGCGAACAGUGUUAUCCGAAAUUGGCAGACUGUUCGAUCCACUGGGUCUUGUGACGCCGGUAACCAUUAUCGCCAAAAUGAUCAUGCAGAGGAUUUGGAGAUCCGGUCUCCCGUGGGAUACCCCGUUGGAAGGAGAACUUCUACAAUCCUGGAAACAAUUCCGUGAAGCAAUACUCCUGGUAAGCGAAAUUAAGAUUCCUCGAUGCACCAUUUCUUCUGAUGCCACCACCAUCGAAAUCCAUGGCUUCUCCGACGCCUCGGCGGCUGCUUACGGAGCGGUCAUUUAUAUUCGCUGUAUCCUACCGAAUGGUAAGGCUCGACUCAACAUGCUGUGCAGCAAAUCCAAGGUCACUCCGAUAGCUGAAUUGAGCAUUCCACGCAAAGAAUUACUCGGUGCCCAGCUACUUGCCCGGCUACUCGUAAAAGUGCUGGACUCCCUUCAACUAGAUGUAUCGCAAGUUGUUCUGUGGUGCGACAGUCAGGUGGUACUUGCCUGGUUGCGGAAGCCGUUAUCAUCCCUUGAAGUGUUUGUGCGCAACCGCGUAGCAGAGAUUUUGAAGAGCACCGAAGGCUACACGUGGAAGUACAUCAAAUCGAAACAAAACCCAGCAGAUUUAGUAUCCAGAGGUCAAUUUCCACACGCCCUGAGCACCAAUGAACUUUGGUGGAAUGAGCCGACAUUUCUAAGCACCGCGCAGUACCAGUCGGAACUUCCCGAUGACAUCGCAGAUGAAGAUCUUCCGGAGUUGAAAAAGGUAAAUGUAACCGCCAUUCCAGUCGUUAACGAGGAGAAGAUGGAACUUGCGAUCCAAAAGGGAACAACCAUGUCCGCGCAGCACACGACUCGGUCCGGUACGUGCCAUUCUACACACCAGCAAUCAACCCUAAACGUGAUCGGUUCGACCUCACUGUUUAUUGCCACCGCCGCCGAUGCCACCAUCACCAUAGAGACCCUGCCGUAA